AUGAGCCUUGGAUCACGAGCAACUCUUAAGAGUCUUAGGCUUUGGGUCCCUUCUUUCGGUUCCCAACCUCUUCAUCCCCACGGAUUGUCUCUGAAUCCACUUCGGUUUCAAGUCACUCCUUCCCGUCCGCCUCGUUUAGGACCCAACAAUCAACAACAACUCUUAUAUACAAAGCACGUCGCUCAUCGCCAUUCCCUCGUUUUCUUCGCCCGUCUCAUAUCAAUUCCCUUUACACAAGCCCAAUCCAAUAAAUCCGCCAAAAUGGGCAAAUUCCGGCCUAGCAACAUCCUAGGCGAUCCGUUCGCGCUCAUGACCGUCUCGAUUUCAAUUCUGGCAUGGCUUAUUGCUCUCAUCGCAUCUAUCAUCGCCGAUUUGAAAACCGAAUAUCCUAACUACUCAUGGUGGGCCAUCUCAUACAUGUUCUGUGUUAUUGUGGGCCUCGUCACGACCUUUGCCACGGACACAGGCCACGUUUAUGGCAUGGCGAUCGUCGGUUACCUCGCCUGUGGCCUCGUCCUAACAUCUACGAGCGCAAACAACCUGAUCUACGGAAACCAACCAUCCAUGCAAGCCGCUGGCGCAGGCUUCAUCCUGCUUUCCAUGAUGAUCAUCGUCUGGAUCUUCUACUUCGGCUCCACACCGCAGGCCACUCACCGCGGCUUCAUCGACUCCUUCGCCCUGAACAAGGAACAGCCCGCCGAGCCCUCCUACCGCGGUAGUCGCCCCAUGUCCAGCGCAUUCGGCGCCCGCCCAGAUACCAUGGCAACCAGCAAUACCCCGCAGAUGUACACCUCCGCCCAACUUGGCGGCUUCGAGACCUCGUCCCCUGUCUCCGGGUACCCUGGCGGUGCGCCCGGCGCCGAACGAACCUCCUCUGCGCCUCGAUUCGGUACCCCCAACCCUCAGACUCCCGGUAACGGCGAGCAAGAAGUGGGCGAAGUGCCUCAGCCAACAGACUACCCCUACCGCGCCAAGGCUAUCUACUCAUAUGACGCCAACCCGGAAGACGCCAACGAAAUCAGCUUCGCCAAGCACGAGAUCUUGGAAGUAUCUGAUGUGAGCGGCCGAUGGUGGCAGGCUCGGAAGCAAAAUGGAGAUACAGGCAUUGCGCCCUCGAACUAUUUGAUCCUUCUGUGA
Molecule: messenger RNA, 1137 nt
Organism: Penicillium roqueforti
Lineage: Eukaryota; Fungi; Ascomycota; Eurotiomycetes; Eurotiales; Aspergillaceae
Gene: sho1
Product: osmosensor SHO1
Exons: 5
Coding region: 1-1137 (378 amino acids)
Molecular function (GO): protein binding
Source: RefSeq, a predicted model, not a curated record